UAGAGAAGCAGAUUCGAGGAAGAGGAGGGGAAAAAUUUCACGCAUGAAAUAUACAAUAUGCGUCAUUCUUGAUGAUCAUUUUUAGCACGAGAACGUGAGAUUACGGCAAAUAGUAAGGAUUCUAUCAAGAAGGAAGAUUGGUAUUUUGUCAAAAACGCGAGGAAGGGAAUACCAGAUGAUUCGCGCGGCCGUUUAGAGAGACAAAGAGAGUGAGAGUGAGAAUAAUGAGAUAUGCGCUUAGGAAUAAUUGAGGAGAUGCGUAGGGGCGCGAUAGAAGGAUAGAGAGAAACACCUGUUGGCUAGCUGUCAACCGAGUCGGCCCACCUGUCAAACGCGAUGGCCCACCUGUUCAAGAACCUCAGCAACAGUAUUUGGCAUGCGUUUCACGCACUGCAGGCCGAUGAUGUCAACACAGUGGCAAAGUCGAAGUUGAAGGUGUUGACAGCCAAUAUCGGUACAUUGAUGGAUUUAUAUGGUGUGGAGAAAGGUCUAGAACAUUAUCGGAGUACACUGAGCUUGACAUUUGAUCAGUAUAUGUAUUAUUUACAGAAAGAGGUAUUUUCUUCUGUAACUGAUGCUACCUCUAUACACACAUUGAAAAGACUGGAAGAAGGAAUAGAUGAAAUCUGUUGGCUGGUCUGUAAAAAGAACUAUCUGGAAAGAUCCCAUCCAGUCUUUGAAAACCAUAGUGUUUAUCAAUUAUUUAGAAUUUACUGUUUGCUAGCUGAGACAGAUCCAAAUGCAACAGAUUUUCAUCUGGUAACAAUGCAUGGUGACGAGGUAGCACGAAUUGCAUCUCAUCUGGCAAUGUCCUUGGGUUUACAAUGGGAUUCUAUGGACUUUUCUGCUCUAUCAGCAGCUAUCAGAAUGUUUAAGUUUUCCACAUUCCUGGCGGUUCUUGAAUCUAAAUAUAGUGGUGGCAAUACCUUGGACACUGUGGCAUUAACAGAAGCUAUUGAUGAUCUAUACCAAAUUUAUGUGGAAAAUGUAGUGAAAAAGGGUUAUUUGAUGAAAAAAGGUUUUCUACUGCCAACACUGCGAUACUUUUGGUUUGUACUGCGCCCUGGUGAAUUAACAUAUUAUAAGGAUCCACACCAAAAAGAACCAUCUGGGUUAAUAUUAUUGAAUGCUAACUGUUGGGCUGACUCUGUGGCAAACAAUGGAAAGCCUGAUAGAAGAUUCGUUCUCAGCACACCUGAACACAGAUGUAUAGAGCUAAUGGCAGAGGAUCACAAAGGUAGGCUGCAAUGGCUUGCAGCAUUGCAAACGGCCAUUCAGCAUUCGGGCGAAAAAAUCGGCUAUCAGAGGAGUUUGGCUAAUCAAAGAAGAUCUUUGCGACAAGCUACUAAACAAGAAAAAGAAGAAACCAAACUGGAACUUCAGCAUGAGAGACAAGCUAGAAUCGCUGCUGAAAUACAAGCUCGAAAAUUAGAAGCUUUGUCAAAAGAGGAAAGUGCCAAAGUUCAACAAUUGGAAGAUGUUAAACAGAAACUAGAACUGUUGCUACAAGAAGAAAAACAAGCUCUACGUGAUGAAGAAAUAGUACGAAAUUUGCAAGCAAGGGUACUACGUGAAGAAUGGGAAAAAAGAGAACAAUUAGAAAAACUGCAACAGGAACAGCAAGAAUUAUUGGAGAUGGAGAAGAUGAAAAGACAGGAAUUUGAACAAAGUCAGCAGAAAAACGAGCAGCAAUUACAUGAUGCCGAAUUACGACUUCAACAACUGGAAAUGGAAAGGGAGCAUUUGGAUGCUGAGUUACGUGUUGCACGCGAAAAAGUGAAACGCGCUGAAGAGGCUCAAAUUCUACUGGAAACGGAAAUUGUGACACGUCCUUUAAGAGGAAACGAAAGGAUCAGACGUACACAAAGCUUCAUACCAACGACGAAUGAACGACCACUUUCUAUGGAAAAUAUCGAUAACAGGGCUAUGACAUUGCAAAAAAAUAUUUGACACGCAUUUCGUCAUUGAGAGCUUAAAAAAUCAAUGCAUUUAUAUUAUCUGACUUGCAUUUAAGUCUUCCACCAAAUAGAAUAAUACAAAGAGCUUAUACACAGAAAAAAUGUUCUCUUAGAAUUUACCCUGAAUUCAUGGUAAUCAUGGUGAGACAAUAUG
Messenger RNA from Nylanderia fulva, 2112 nucleotides. Its product is annotated as differentially expressed in FDCP 6 homolog. The record is from RefSeq and is a predicted model, not a curated record. Lineage: Eukaryota; Metazoa; Arthropoda; Insecta; Hymenoptera; Formicidae. Gene Ontology annotation, cellular component: cytoplasm; nucleus.